AUGGCGGGGGCGGUGUCGGCGCUGUUCCUGCUCGACAUCAAGGGCCGCGUCCUCGUCUGGCGCGACUACCGCGGCGACGUCACCGCGCUCCAGGCCGAGCGCUUCUUCACCAAGCUGCUCGACAAGGAGGGCGACGCCGAGGUCCACUCGCCCGUCGUCCACGACGGCGCCGGCGUCUCCUACACCUUCAUCCAGCACAACAACGUCUUCCUCCUCACAGCCUCCAGGCAGAACUGCAAUGCCGCCAGCAUCCUCCUCUUCCUCCACCGCCUCGUCGACGUGUUCAAGCACUACUUCGAGGAAUUGGAGGAGGAGUCUCUGAGGGACAACUUCGUCGUCGUGUACGAGCUGCUCGACGAGAUGAUGGACUUCGGGUACCCGCAGUACACGGAGGCGACCAUCCUCAGCGAGUUCAUCAAGACGGACGCGUACAGGAUGGAGGUCACGCAGAGGCCGCCCAUGGCCGUCACCAACGCCGUGUCGUGGCGGAGCGAGGGCAUUCGCUACAAGAAGAAUGAGGUGUUCUUGGAUGUGGUUGAGAGUGUUAACAUUCUUGUUAACAGCAAUGGGCAGAUCGUCAGAUCUGACAUCAUUGGUGCGCUCAAGAUGCGGACGUUUCUGAGUGGAAUGCCCGAGUGUAAACUUGGGUUGAACGAUAGAGUUCUUUUGGAGGCUCAAGGCCGAGCAACUAAAGGAAAAGCUAUAGAUCUUGAUGAUAUCAAAUUUCAUCAGUGUGUACGGUUGACCAGAUUUGAGAAUGAUAGGACUAUAUCAUUCGUUCCUCCAGAUGGAGCUUUUGAUCUAAUGACCUACAGACUUACCACACAGGUGAAGCCUCUGAUCUGGGUAGAAGCACAAGUUGAGAAACAUUCAAGAAGCCGGAUAGAGAUCACGGUGAAGGCAAGGAGCCAGUACAAGGAAAGAAGCACCGGAACAAAUGUAGAAAUCGAAGUACCUGUGCCUUAUGAUGCCACAAACCCAAAUAUAAGGACUUCAAUGGGUUCUGCAUCAUACGCACCUGAAAGAGAUGCAAUGGUCUGGAAAAUAAAAUCAUUUCCUGGUGGCAAGGAAUAUAUGUGCAGAGCAGAAUUUAGUCUUCCCAGCAUAACCUCAGAAGAAGCAACCCCUGAAAAGAAAGCUCCAAUACGUGUGAAAUUUGAGAUACCAUAUUUCACUGUUUCAGGCAUUCAGGUACGCUAUCUGAAAGUCAUUGAGAAGAGUGGAUAUCAGGCCCUUCCUUGGGUUAGGUACAUCACAAUGGCUGGUGAAUAUGAGCUGAGGCUUAUUUGAUCGCUGAUCUGGCCAUUAAGAAUUGAACAGUUUGCUAGGUUCCGAGAACGGCAUGUAGUCCUGCACCAGAUCUAUACCGGCUGUGCAUGUAACAUUUACAAGCUGGUUGGAGGAUCUUUCCCCUAAAGCUCCAACCUUCCAUCAUGCAGAGUUCUGUCAGUGUUUUUACCCAUGUUUGCUGUAAGCUGUACAUGAGUACAGUUCCCUAAUUGGAAUCGUAUUUUCUGUUUCUUUCUUGGUUGAUAUCACUUGUAUCAUAUUUAUUGAUUUUCUCCAUUGAUGCCGCAAGUUGAACUAUGUUCCUAUUCUCCUUUCAACAUAACUUUAAGGGAAGGUACAUUAUAUGAACCUCUCCUGUCUUA
This is a messenger RNA of Lolium rigidum, 1652 nucleotides long. Its product is annotated as AP-1 complex subunit mu-2-like. The record is from RefSeq and is a predicted model, not a curated record. Gene Ontology annotation, biological process: vesicle-mediated transport; intracellular protein transport. Lineage: Eukaryota; Viridiplantae; Streptophyta; Magnoliopsida; Poales; Poaceae. The coding region runs from base 1 to 1290 and encodes 429 amino acids. Gene Ontology annotation, cellular component: cytoplasmic vesicle; clathrin adaptor complex. The transcript is spliced from 11 exons.